Molecule: messenger RNA, 1027 nt
Organism: Cucumis melo (muskmelon)
Lineage: Eukaryota; Viridiplantae; Streptophyta; Magnoliopsida; Cucurbitales; Cucurbitaceae
Product: 25.3 kDa vesicle transport protein
Exons: 5
Coding region: 44-766 (240 amino acids)
Biological process (GO): endoplasmic reticulum to Golgi vesicle-mediated transport; retrograde vesicle-mediated transport, Golgi to endoplasmic reticulum; vesicle fusion with Golgi apparatus
Cellular component (GO): SNARE complex; Golgi membrane; endoplasmic reticulum-Golgi intermediate compartment
Molecular function (GO): SNAP receptor activity
Source: RefSeq, a predicted model, not a curated record
AGAGCUAGAGAAGUGAAAUAUUAAGAGAAGAGGUUUUUACAAUAUGGUGAAGCUAACAAUGGUUGGAAGGGUUAGAGAUGGAUUGCCAAUUGCACAAGGAAUUAGGUAUGUUAAUGAAGAGAAUGAUGAUGUUUUUGGGUACAAAAAGCAAGCUGAAUUCAUACUCAAAGAGAUCUCUAGAGGGACUUUAUCACCUCCAAAAAUGGUCAUUCUAAUGCAUCAUCACUCUUUCAUUUACUUGGUGGAGAAUGGUGUAUGCUAUAUGACAUUGUGCGAUUCUUCAUACCCAAGAAAGCUGGCUCUCCAUUACUUACAAGAUUUGCAAAAAGAGUUUGGGAAGUUUGAUGAUGCUCUAAUAAAUAAGCUUAUCAAACCCUAUAGUUUUCUCAAAUUUGAUAGUAUUAUUAGCAAUGUUAGAAAACAAUACAUUGAUACAAGAACACAAGUCAAUUUAUGCAAGCUCAAUGCAAAUCGUCGUCAACCUGACCCAGAUAUCCUCAGUUGUUCGUUUUCUGAAAUUUUAGAGAGAAGGAGAAAAUUAGAUAUAGAGGAAAGAUCAAGGUGUAAUACGAAUUCUCAAGGUACUUCCUCCUCCAUUUGGGGGUCUCCCUAUCUCGAGGAAAUUGGUCUCAAAUGGACGCCAAUGGUGGUAACCUUUGGCGUUGUGCUUAUCGUUCUAUGGGCUUCCUUUCUUCUAUUCGACAUCUCAUUAUCUCAUCAUAAUCAAUUUGUAAUUUUAUAUAACAACAGAAAAUUGUUUCCCUAAUUUUAAUUAAUAUUUCUUUUCUUCACAUAUAUCACUUUCUUUAUAUGAAAAAUUUAUAAUUAUAGUAUCUGUGUUUAUUCUACAUCAUUUUGAAAUACAAUUAGAUUGAUCAGUCUUAACUUUACAAAUUAGAUUGUAUUUGUUGGUUAUAAAAUUUAUUGUAGGAUCCAUACUUCAUUACAAUUAUAGAAUACAUAAAUAAAUGCCAAUAAUAAGCAUAAUUAAAUGGAUAUUUCAAAUUAUCAUUUAUGAAUUACAUUU